UCCACCAAGGACAUUGGGGUAUAUGCGUACGAAACAACUUGCUCGUCAGCACUGUACUUGGUUCGGAAUCGAUGCUGCGAUUACGAAUAUGUGCUCUUCUUGCAUGGCGUGUGCCGAACAACAAUCCGCACCGCCGCGGAAAUUCUUUGCAUGGCCGAAAGCCACUUCCCCUUGGCAACGCUUACACGUAGAUUUUGCUGGUCCAUUCUGGAAUGCUCGAUGGUUGGUUGUUGUCGAUUCCUUCAGUAAUUUUCCUUUUGUUGUCCGGAUGUCUUCCACGACGUCAUCUGCCACCAUCCAAGCGUUGUCUGCUAUCUUUUGCAUUGAAGGUCUCCCACAGACUAUUGUUUCCGACAAUGGUCCACAAUUCAUGUCCGCAGAAUUUCAGUCAUUCUGCCAGGCCAAUGGUAUUCAACAUCUGACAUCCGCGCCGUUUUCGCCUCAGUCAAACGGUGCCGCUGAACGUUUGGUCCGGACUUUUAAGUCGCAGAUGUUGAAAUUGAAAGAGUCGCAUUCUCGGGAGGACGCCUUGUUGCUCUUUUUGUCUUCCUAUCGCUCUCAGCCCCGCGAUGGUCGCUCGCCGGCUGAGUUGCUUCACGGUCGUCCUCAUCGAACCUUGAUGUCUUUGCUGCAUCCGCCGCAUCAGGUUCCUGUGCAGCGGCAGACUCCUGCUUUUGCUCCUGGCGACGUCGUAUUCUAUCGUACUUAUCGCGGUUCACGGCGUUGGCUCGCAGGGCGCAUUCUUCGCUGCCUCGGCCGCGCGAUGUAUUUGGUUUUGGGGGCCUCUGGUGAGGUGCGUCGGCAUCUCAAUCAGCUGCGCCUCUGUCGUCGCCUGGGUUCUGCCGCUCCCCGUCUGCUUUCAGCGACGGAGCCGUCCGGUCAGCGCCCUGGGGACCCAUCUACUGGCUCGCCUCAUCCCCAGGUGUUACCGACGAUGCCUUCCAUUUUGCCCCAUGGCGUCGCGUCGCCGCCGCCGCCGCCGGCGCAGCCCACGGAGGACGCUUCGCUGCAGCCGCCAUCCGCCUCCCUGGGUCACGCGCCGCCGAUCGCUUCCCGUGACCAGCUGUCCUCCGCCAUGGAACACUUGCCCUCUCCGGACCACAUGGCGUCAUCGCGCGUCGGAUGCCCCGACGCAAUGGAGGUCGAGCCUUCGGCCCCUCCUGUCUCAUUACGGGCGCAUACGCCGCAUGUUGACGUGCACCCUGGAGUAGGUUUCCAGGCGUUUCCUAGCUCCCCUCGGACCGAAUGGCCGGGUGCGGGUGGCACAGCCUCGCCUGUUGUCAGGCUCCCCACCUCAUCGCAUACGUCAACAUGGGGCCCUCCCCACGGCGGGCGGAAGCCUUAUAACACGACCGUUCGCCGAUUUGCGGGGGAGGAAUGUGGUGUCACCGCCAGACACCACACUUGCUAGGUGGUAGCUUAAAUCGGCCGCGGUCCAUUAGUACAUGUCGGACCCGCGUGUCGCCUCCAUCAGUACUUGCAGACCUAGCGCCACCACAUGGCAGGUCUAGAAAGACGGACUAGCACUCGCCCAGUUGUACUGACGACAUUGCUAGCGACUAGACGUACGAAGCCUUCCUCUCAUUUGCCGAGAGACAGUUAGAAUAGCCUUCA
Schistocerca cancellata (South American locust) is the source of this 1614-nucleotide messenger RNA. RefSeq lists its product as uncharacterized. Gene Ontology annotation, biological process: DNA integration. NCBI's taxonomy places the organism in Eukaryota, Metazoa, Arthropoda, Insecta, Orthoptera, Acrididae. The record is from RefSeq and is a predicted model, not a curated record. Bases 23 to 1411 code for a protein of 462 amino acids. Gene Ontology annotation, molecular function: nucleic acid binding. The transcript has 2 exons.